CCGCCUGGUCGCUGGCCGCCACGAUGAGCAGGCGAGAAUCACGCAACUCGGCCGCGUCCAGGCAGAACGAUGCGCUGCUCGAGUUCGAGAACUUCAAGAAGAAAUUCCUGCUUGCGAACAAGCAUAUUACCAAACUGAACACGACGCUGAGUUGCAAAGUCGAAGAACUCCAGGCGCAAAUCUCGCAGCUCUACGUCGAGAACCUCAGUCUCCGCGCCUCCAGCAUUGCCCUGGAAGCGCAGCUCAGGCGCGAGAAGGAGAAAACGAGGAAGAUCAUGGCAGACGCCGACGACGCGGUUAAGAACCUUAUGCGACAUUUUACCUCCAUUCGCGAUGCACACAAAAUCCCAGAGGGCAGGCCAUCACCCGACAAGCCCGCACCCGCCCCGCGCAUGCCCCGCCCCACGCCCCAGCCGACGUUCCAGAUGCCGCGGCUCUCUCGCGCGCCCGACAUCCCCGGAAUCAAUGAAGCCGAAGAAGAAGAAGACGAUGACAACGACGCAGACGACACGGAGGGCAGCGGAUCGACGCCGACGCGGCGCAAGAGAGGCUCGUCUGCCAGACGCGCAUCGGGGUCGAAGCUGCCCCUGCCUGCCACCAGACAGGUUGAUUUGAACGAGGAGGCGACGAAGACGAAGAAGAAGCGGAUCGCGCGGCGACAGAGCGGACUUCUUAGCCUCACGCCGGCUCCUCUUGAUAUUGAGGAAAUGAUGCUGUCUCCGCCGCGCCCACCGAGCCCGGCGUUCGGGUCGCCCAUUCGCCGUGAGGCGGGACUCGCGGAGGAGGAAGAGGAGCGCGCAGCGUUGAGCGGUGAGAUUGAAGUGGACGAGCCGGAAGCAGACGAGGUGGCAGAGAUGCUGGAGAACGAGGCGAGGAGGGAGAGGGAACGGAAGGAGAGGAAACGCGCGAGGGAGCGUGAGGGGUCAGGGUCGACGACGACCGAGAGGGGGAGGGAGCGCGAGAGGAAGAGGGCGGCGAGGGAGGAUGCGGAGGAGGAUGGAGAGGGCAGUGGGGGUGGCAAGUUGAAGCUGAAGGACGUUACGAAUUCGCCAAGAGGGCGUGUGGCGCUCCCUCUGCUUGAUACCAAUCCGUCGGAUCGCGAGAGACCCGACCCUGAGAUACCCAGCUCCGCGACAUCCGCGGGGACCACCUCCACCUUCGCGACACGUAACUUCCUAUCAACACCUGCAACAACCCCAGCACCAACGCACACGCCGCAGAUUCGCGCUUCCUCUCACCUUCCGACGCCGCGGCCGUCGUCCAGCCCGCCAGCUGAAGAACCGGCUCCACAACCGCAAGAUGCAGAUGCGAUGGUGACUGGACGGGAGAGGCGGGUGCGGAAGAGUGUUAAUUACGCCGAACCGAAGCUUAACACGAAAAUGCGGAAACCGGACCCUCCACCCGGUUCUUCGACCUCUAAGCGCACCUCGACGUCCUCCGAGCGGCGCUCAUCCGCCGCCUCCGUUCCCGAUGAUGCGCCCCGCCCGCCAUCGUCAUCCUCCUCUAGCACCGGCACCGCGAGCAGGCGGAAGAAACCGCGGAUGGUGCUGGAUGAAGGGGAGGACGAGGACGAGGGCGCGCAGGCGGACGCAGAGUUCGUCGCAGGGGUGCAUAUGCAGUGGGUGAACACCCAGGGAAGGCGGAAGAGCGUGCAUACGAAUAGCGCGAGGGGGCGGGUGGAGAACGAUGAUGGGCGGAGGCAUAGUAUGGCAGUGUAAGGGUGGGAUGAGGAGAACGGGGAGGGGGAGGUUUUUGUUUGUUAUGGUUCAAACUUACUGAAUAAUUGCAAGGAACAGCAGAGAUGGCCGCUAUUGUAUAGCAGUAUGUAUGUUCGGAUAAUUAUUGGUCGUCUAUGAUUAUCUACCUAUGAUGAUUACUUUAUGUAACUUUGUUUCUUUGGUUAGGCUGGCAUCUAUGGUGUGCUGAG
Gloeophyllum trabeum ATCC 11539 is the source of this 1927-nucleotide messenger RNA. RefSeq lists its product as uncharacterized. Lineage: Eukaryota; Fungi; Basidiomycota; Agaricomycetes; Gloeophyllales; Gloeophyllaceae. Gene Ontology annotation, cellular component: chromosome, centromeric region; nucleus. The transcript is spliced from 6 exons. The coding region runs from base 24 to 1718 and encodes 564 amino acids. The record is from RefSeq and is a predicted model, not a curated record. Gene Ontology annotation, biological process: meiotic chromosome segregation.